AUGCGAAAACUUUCUGUAGCAGCACAAACUUCAUGCAAUUUUUUAAGGAGGAAAAACAAAAAAGGUAGAAACAGAAUAGGAAAUGAAAGAGGGUUAGUUCAGACGAAAAAAUAUGAUUAUCUAAUAACAGACAAAAAACAAAUUAUUCAAGAUGUAACUGUACUCAAUAAACUAUCAGUAGGAAGCGAUGGUAGACGACUAAGGGGUUUGGACCCUGCGUUUCCGAUGUUCACUAUUUUCCUUAGAAACGUUCGAUUGCGUUCUACCGACGCCAGAUUUGUCCAAGUUAUUCACACAAGCAUUUUGGGAGGAUAUGAAAAUAUGGGACAUGCAGAUUACUAUGCAAAUCGAUUAAUUCGUCAGCCAGGCUGUCCGAUUGCUAUCAUUGAGGGUUUUUCUGACCAUCUGAAGACACUUUCUAUCAAGACAUCGUACCGAAAGCAUAACCAGUUUGUCGACUUCGUCCUUGGUAGCGACGGCAGAUACAACUGCUCUACUCCACUGGCUACGCUUAAUACACCAAUAUUUCAAAGGUAA
Diabrotica balteata is the source of this 537-nucleotide messenger RNA. The record is from the annotation of a GenBank genome assembly. NCBI's taxonomy places the organism in Eukaryota, Metazoa, Arthropoda, Insecta, Coleoptera, Chrysomelidae.